This is a messenger RNA of Symbiodinium necroappetens, 645 nucleotides long. NCBI's taxonomy places the organism in Eukaryota, Dinophyceae, Suessiales, Symbiodiniaceae. The record is from the annotation of a GenBank genome assembly.
GCUCCCAAUUGGAAUGUGAACUGCUCCCACGAAGGCAAAUGGGUUGUGUGUGCCAGCGAACCGCACGUCAUCGCUGGCAUUGACGUAGCAGAGCUGCGCAGAAAAAGACGAGACGGGGAACCGAUAGACUUCCACGAUGUCUUCAAGGACAACCUCACUUGGAAAGAGUGGCAGUAUGUGAAAGAGCACGGUCCCUGCCUUGACCGAGAGUACGAGGCCUUCUCGCGUUUCUGGUCGGCGAAGGAGGCCUUCGUGAAAGCGCGAGGGGAUGGUCUUGCCUACCCAUUGGGCAAGGCAGAGUUCCAUUGGAAGCCAAUUGACGGCUACGAGUUCGGGACUGCCUUUGAGGGCGACGUUCACAUAGAAGGUACGCACAGCCCGAAGUGGCGGUUCGUGCAAUAUAGGAUGCCCGGGGACUCCCCUCAUUGGACGACGGUUGGUAGAGGACCGUUGACCGACAUUGUAGACGCGCACGGGGAGUUCACGAAGACGCUACGGAAGCCCCAGGAGCUCUUCUCUGAACUUGAGUGGCAGGCCCACUUGGAGUCCCACAGCCCUCAUUUUGAUGUCCUUCCUGUGGGUGCUCUGGUUCCGCAGGAUAACAUGGAUGCGUAUGUGGCGGCCGGUGGCAUUCAAUUUCCUUGA